Molecule: messenger RNA, 2978 nt
Organism: Oncorhynchus nerka (sockeye salmon)
Lineage: Eukaryota; Metazoa; Chordata; Actinopteri; Salmoniformes; Salmonidae
Product: acyl-CoA Delta-4 desaturase-like
Exons: 10
Coding region: 97-933 (278 amino acids)
Biological process (GO): lipid metabolic process
Cellular component (GO): membrane
Molecular function (GO): oxidoreductase activity, acting on paired donors, with oxidation of a pair of donors resulting in the reduction of molecular oxygen to two molecules of water
Source: RefSeq, a predicted model, not a curated record
CUCUACCUGGGCCACAUCCUGCUACUAGAGGCCCUGGCUUUGGGCCUGCUCUGGGUCUGGGGGACCAGCUGGAGCCUCACACUGCUCUGUUCCCUCAUGCUGGCCACGUCUCAGGCCCAAGCUGGCUGGCUGCAGCAUGACUACGGCCACCUGUCAGUCUGCAAGAAAUCCGGCUGGAACCACAAACUGCACAAGUUUGUCAUUGGACACCUAAAGGGUGCCUCUGCUAACUGGUGGAACCAUCGUCACUUCCAGCACCACGCUAAGCCCAACAUUUUUCGUAAAGAUCCUGAUAUCAACUCACUACAUGUCUUCGUCCUGGGAGACAAACAGCCUGUAGAGUAUGGUAUAAAGAAGUUGAAGUACAUGCCCUACCAUCACCAACACCAGUACUUCUUCCUCAUUGGACCUCCACUAAUCGUUCCAGUGUUUUUCAACAUCCAGAUAUUCCGGACCAUGUUUUCACAACGAGACUGGGUGGAUCUGGCGUGGUCGAUGAGUUUCUACCUUCGCUUCUUCUGCUGUUACUAUCCCUUCUUUGGUUUCUUUGGCUCAGUAGCAUUGAUCAGCUUCGUCAGGUUUUUGGAAAGCCACUGGUUUGUAUGGGUGACCCAGAUGAGUCACCUUCCUAUGGAGAUGGAUCACGAGCGACAACAGGACUGGCUCACCAUGCAGUUGAGUGCUACUUGCAACAUUGAACAGUCAACCUUCAACGACUGGUUCAGUGGACACCUCAACUUUCAGAUUGAACACCAUCUGUUUCCUACCAUGCCCCGUCACAACUACCACCUGGUGGCUCCUCUGGUUCGUGCUUUGUGUGAGAAACAUGGACUUCCCUACCAGGUCAAGACUUUGCAGAAAGGCAUGACUGAUGUUGUCAGGUCACUGAAGAAGUCAGGGGAUCUGUGGCUGGAUGCGUAUCUCCAUAAAUAAAUCCCUUCCUGACUCUGGACGGGAUUUAAUCCAUCGCAGAUUAACGACCUGCGAACAGAGAGGACAUUUCCUGGAUGUUUUUGAUGAUACUGAUCGCUGCAAACAUUAUUGUGAUAUAAUUGUUUUAAUCCUUGUCAGCAGUGAAUGGGGACCCAUAGCAUAAAUAGAGGGUUUAUAUAGUAGGGCCAGGCGUUUAAAAAAAAACAAAAAAACAAUUUAUUGACCAAUAUUCCACCAUUAUCCACUGGGUUUGAUGCAGGCAGAAAAUCCUAGGAAAUGCUCUGUAAUUGACACAAGUCUCAGUCAUUCCAGUCUGGUUGUCCAUUCGUUUCUGGUGGAGGGAUCGCCUGAACCAGAGGAGGCGCAGCAUAUGAAUCUUAAUUUCACAAAACCUAUUAUUUGGCAGGGAAUUCUAUUUGUAGAUCAGUGAUUUUACACCUCGUUUUUCUCAAGCUGAUCGCCUCCAACAGACUCAAUCCCUGAUCACAGGAGGUUAUAUAAAUGGGGCAAUUAGGACACUUUAAGGGGAAAGACUAUGAAUCCAAGCAGAAAAUAUAAGUGUACAAUAAAACAUCUCUAUCGCUUGAAAUUCCCCGCUGGGAUGUUCUUUGCGGACAACAAUAUAUUCUGCAAAACCUGCAAUUUAGCGUCACAUUUUAAAUGGAAAAACAGGAUAGACAGGACAUAAUUAUGCCGUCUCAGAAGAAUGCUUCAACCUUGAAACCUUGUGGGGGAUAUAUAGUGAAACAGUCUCGUCCUUACAUAACAAGACAACAUCAAUCAACAACAAUAUUUCACGACGUCUUCGUUGCCUGUUAAUUAACAUAUGUGUAUGAUAGGCAUUUUUGUAUCCGAAAAUGUAGAGGGUGGAAUAUAGACUAUUUUCAGAAUACUAAUUGCUCGCCUAUUUUCAUUUACUAUAGAAAGGACACAUUUUAUCCAUCUCUGUUAAGACGUCAGUAUUUGGAGAGAUGCGCUUCUCCGCCUCCACAAGGUUCAUGUAAAAGUGAAGCUACUCGGAGUGAUAUUCUAACACUGUCGAAUAGUUCUCUGCCUGUAAAUACACUCUAUCAGCCAGAACUACUUUAACAUCUUCACCCAGCUCUCAUACACAAUGUGUGACAGUGGAUUUGUCCGUUACUAUGGAGAUGCUUUCUGUUGUGUUUUUACCGGAGACUGCGGCUCGGUUCUUUUCACGUGUCUUAAUGAAGGUGAGCAAUUUGGGAUUGUCAACUUUGUUUAGAGGCAUGUUGGCGCAUGCAAAAGCUAUAUAUAUUCCUCAUCAUUUACAUUGGUACACGUGUUUAAUGAAAAUGGCUAGUUUGUUCGGCUAUAUUUUCUUAGAUAACAUGCCUACUAUUCCUAUAUAAUUUUGAUAACAGACAAUGAGUAAGUAAAAUAUUUAUGCCGAUUUAUUUCCUUAGGUUAAUCAUUUGGUGCAUUAGGCUAAAGUGUAUGCUGUUGAUGCAAAUAUUUUGUUUUAAUCUCAUUUGAAGUCAAAUCACACGGUUGGGAAUUGAUUUUGGACUAAUUGGAUAAUUAUGUUAGAUGAUCACCAUGUGAGAAAGUGCUAUAUCGGACACGGGGUAGAAAAACACCAACCGAAGAACAACCAAAACGCCUGGCCCUAAUCAUUGGUGCCACCCUGUUUGAACAACAUUUAUGUAUUUACGUAUAUUAAAAAUAAAUAUGUGUUUAAGCCUUAUAUUACAUAUAUUUAAAUAUAUGGACAUAUUACAAAAUUGGCCUUUUUGAUAUAUUUCUACAUAUAUGUUUAUAUAUUUAAAUAUAUGGAAAUACAUUUUGAGAGCAUGCUGUGGUAGCUAGUAAAAUAAAUGCCCAAAUAUAUUUCAUAAAUAUAUGUUGCCAUGUAUUUAAAUGAAUGGAAAUGUUUGCUUUUUACCUUAAUGAUACUGUAGCUAAGCUACAUAAAUAAAAACAAUCAAUGCGUAAAACUACAAAGGUCAGGACUGAAUCACAAUAGCCUGUGGUGGUAGACUUUGAAAAGUCUGAAUGAAUGACAACUAAAAGAGUGGUUUCAAUCA